Messenger RNA from Trichoplax adhaerens, 1077 nucleotides. RefSeq lists its product as uncharacterized. Gene Ontology annotation, cellular component: cytoplasm. The record is from RefSeq and is a predicted model, not a curated record. Lineage: Eukaryota; Metazoa; Placozoa; Uniplacotomia; Trichoplacea; Trichoplacidae. The coding region runs from base 1 to 1077 and encodes 358 amino acids. The transcript has 8 exons. Gene Ontology annotation, molecular function: GTPase activity; GTP binding.
AUGGUUGCUAAUCAUACAAUUAUUUCCUUGAGACAAUCAAGCCAAGCUGUAAGCCAAGAACAACCUGUUCAUCCGAUCAUAGAUCGUCUAAUACAGGGCAUUACUAGCGGUAAAAGAGCAAGUCUAGCAGAAAGCAUCACAUUAGUGGAAUCAAAACAUCCUAAAAAAAAGGAAUUAGCUAGAGAACUCCUUAAUUCAGCUUUAAGGCUAUUAAAAGAAAAGGAACUCAAUUCUACUCCUACUUUCCGUAUUGGAUUAUCUGGACCUCCUGGUGCUGGAAAAUCUUAUUUUAUCGAAAAAUUCGGCAAGCAAUUAACUGCAAUGGGUCAUCGUGUGGCUGUUUUGGCCGUAGAUCCUUCUUCUAAUUUUACGGGUGGAUCACUACUUGGAGAUAAAACAAGAAUGGCUGAUUUAUCUAGAGAUCCCAAUGCUUACAUUCGCCCUUCUCCAUCUUCUGGAAAUCUCGGUGGAGUUACCAGAACAACCAAUGAAGCGAUUGUAUUAUGUGAAGCCACCGAUUACGACAUCAUAUUAGUGGAAACAGUCGGUGUAGGUCAAUCCGAAUAUGCUGUAGCAGAUAUGGUUGAUAUGUUUGUACUUUUGAUACCGCCUGCCGGAGGCGAUGAACUACAGGGUAUUAAGAGAGGUAUCGUAGAAAUGGCAGACUUGACAUUAGUUACUAAAGCUGAUGGUGACCUUAUGCCAGCAGCACGUCGUAUACAAAUGGAAUAUACAAGCGCAAUGAAAUUUGUCCGCAGACGCCUCCCCUUUGAUAUUUGGCUCCCAUCAGUUUUUCGUAUUUCAUCAGUAACUGGCUACGGCAUGGACCGUGCGUGGUCUAAAAUGAAGCAGUUCCAUGAACGAAUGAUUGAUAUUGGCGAGUUUAAUAAAAAGCGAAGAGAACAGAGGAAGGUGUGGAUGUGGAAUCAUAUUCAAGAUCAGGUGUUAGAUAGGUUUAAGACACAUCCGCUCAUUAGUCAACGGUUAUCUUCCAUUGAGAAAAGAGUACAAGAAGGUGAACUAACACCUGGCUGGGGUGCUGAAUAUUUAAUAGAGCUGUUUACAAAAAAGUUAUGA